CAGCAAUCCCGACAUCAGUUGGUACUUCGUGGUGCACGAGGAAGCAGCCCAGCAGGUACAUCAAGAAAUUGAAGAAAGGCACGUUAAAUAUUUGACUCAGCAAUGUAUCCACGACAGUUAUAUCCUUCUCACUACAGGAGUACUUCACAAAUCCCAGUUGGCCAAAGAAUGUCCCGUGACAGCGAUCAUGUGCGGGUUACACUAGAUGGGAAUGUUGUGUACGAAAGCUACAGUCACUCGCGUGUGAACAGAUUCACCAGUGAUGAUCCAGUUGUAUUCAACAGGUCAAGACUACAAUGGUACGACUCAAAUACACGUAGACAACUCUUGCCCGAGUCACCGACACGUCCACAGCCAUCUGGACUCAUUACGAGAAGUGAAUUCGAAAAACUACCAGUUAGCAUAUACACAAUCAAACAGAACGAACCGACCAAUAGUGAUCAAGCACAUGCAGCCAACUCGUUCACUAACUCACCCAACACUUCGAUGUGUAUUCCGGUAAUAGGUAGAAAUCAGGGCAGUGCACCAUUGUCACCGGGAACCGCUUAUCUACAGCCUGAGUCGAAAUCAGCCACACUCUUCGAGAUUCAACCCAUACAGUCGUCACCAUCAAGAGGUCGACCUGCAUGUGAGAUUUGUUUGAAUGAAUAUCAAAAUAAUGAUCGGCUUCGACAUCUUCCUUGUGGUCAUGCGUUCCACAUGAAAUGCAUCGACAUUUGGCUGAAACUAUCGACGACAUGCCCGAAAUGUCGGGCUGGAGUUCGGACUGGACUGAGUCGCUUGAGACUUGCUGCUCUUCGAAUAAGGGACCAGCCAGUUAGUGUAACAAGUGCAGCAUCCGCACCUGUACGAGCUAUUCGUCCACGACUUGGUGCUUCCACUUCAGGUGCUCAGGAACAGAUUCGUACAACGAAUUCACGACAAGGUUCAACCACCAGCACCACAACAACAGCAACAACAACAUCAACGGUUGCUACUACAGCUACUACUACCAAUCGAAGAGCAAUAACUGCACGUAAUCCUGUCGUUAUGAGUUCUUCUAACACAUCAACUAGUCGUAUUCCUCGUCUUUCGAUACGACCUCCUUCUUCUUCUUGUUCAACUACAGCCACCACAACUACUAAUAUCACAACUUCUAGAACAAUGUCAGCUACUACUAGUCGUCGUACAAAUACUGUGGCUAGUAGACGAAAUCAAGGGAAUGCGUUGGAUUCAAAUUCUGGUCAGUCAAGCAAUGCUUCGCUUACGUCGGCUGUUGCUCAGUCGAUUGACAGUAGAUGUAAUCGAAAUGAAUUGACAGCAAAUCCAUACAAUGCUCAAGCGAACACCACGUGUUCUAAUGGAGUCAGUGAGUCGGUGAUGGCUCGACAGAAGGCUGUCGAAGCAGCUAUGCAACGAGAAGCCGAGUUCCGUCGAAGACAAGAGAACGAGCCAAAUGGGUCGUUAGAUUAAUCGUGAGAAAAGUAGAACAGUGACUGGUACUUCUUGGCGUGUUCUUUUGGAAUUCGAGUGAAUGACCAGUGUAUUCUCCACACUGAAUAAACAUGUUUUGUAUUUUUGAUAUAUAUAGUCACUAAACAUUAUGAGUUAACCGUGAAA
This is a messenger RNA of Trichobilharzia szidati, 1599 nucleotides long. The record is from the annotation of a GenBank genome assembly. Lineage: Eukaryota; Metazoa; Platyhelminthes; Trematoda; Strigeidida; Schistosomatidae.